ACAACAACUAACAAAAAUUUAAUUUUCUAAAGUUUUGAAUAUUGAUUUGAACAGAAUACGAGCCCAUGACCCUCCGCACGAUAUUAUUGCGCUACUAACCGCUCCUCUACUGCGGAAGUGUCAUUAUGGACACGUAUUUAAUUGCGUAACCCACGGUUACCAAACAAAAAAGCCACAACAUUUGCCUUUCUGUCUUCAUUAUCUAUUGCGUACGAGGGAAGUAGGCAAUAUUUUGCUAUUGAAUUCAAAGUUGUUGAGGAAAGGAAAACCAAUCAACUCUAAGCAGUGGAAAAUUCAAAAUAUUCACAAGAAAAAAAAUAUCUUCAUAAUCCAAAUAAUAAUUCUAAAAUCAAAAUGAAGCAUCAACAAGUUGUUGUUGACUAUUGGAACAUGAUAAAAACGUCGUUUACUUGUUUAUUGUUAGCCUUUUCUGGUUAUAUACUAAUCAAAAUGGUGCAAACUAUAUUUUGGUUGCCGAGUUAUUUGCAAAAGAAUCAAAAACGUUUAGAAGAAUUAGCCGCGCAAUACUCUUUAGACCUAGAUGGUGAUAAAAGUGUUGCUGACGAGUUAAAAGCGCAGUUAGACGAAGCUGUAGAAGGGAAACAACCAUUAUUGGCUGAGAAGAGCGAAGAAGAUAAGAUAUACAGCGCAGAUACAAAGCCGAAAGUGGAGGCGGAGCCUAAAAAACAAAAAUAAAUGCUUU
Molecule: messenger RNA, 703 nt
Organism: Ceratitis capitata (Mediterranean fruit fly)
Lineage: Eukaryota; Metazoa; Arthropoda; Insecta; Diptera; Tephritidae
Exons: 2
Coding region: 355-696 (113 amino acids)
Source: RefSeq, a predicted model, not a curated record